Alternaria ethzedia is the source of this 1362-nucleotide messenger RNA. RefSeq lists its product as uncharacterized. NCBI's taxonomy places the organism in Eukaryota, Fungi, Ascomycota, Dothideomycetes, Pleosporales, Pleosporaceae. The record is from RefSeq and is a predicted model, not a curated record. The transcript has a single exon. Bases 1 to 1362 code for a protein of 453 amino acids.
AUGGGCCCUUCUACCUUCAGUGACGACCUUCCUACAUCCCUGGCGGACCUGCUUUCCAACACCUUGAUCCUGCGCCAAACUGCCCCGUACCUGCCAAUAUCUGCUCUCCGUAACCUGUCGCGAACUUGCAAAUCCCUACACCAUGUUGUCUUCCAGUCGCCAGAGGCCUUUCGCUACUUGGAUCUCUCUCCGGUGAAGUCUGCUAUUGUGCCCUUCGAUGGACCUCUUGAUAUCGGCGGUACCAGUUUCCGUGCUGAGCGCAUGGACGAAGCCCUCACCGAAGACGACUUCUACAGCGGCCCUCUACGUCAUAUCUUCAACAGACUUGAGAAGCUGCACGUCUUGCGCAAUGUCCACACACUCGUACUAGACGGGCUCAGCGUAACAGCCGAGCUGGUCAAGGAACUGCUUACUGAGGAACGCUUCAACGUCCGCAUACUCUCGAUCCGCGAAGCCAAACACUUGAACGAGAGGAAGCUUCAGCAAUACCUGCGAUACGCGGUCCGACCGUCCAGGCCUGCGGGCACCCCUCGAGUCAAAGGCAUCUACAUCUUUGGCACCCGCGAUCGAACACCGCGCCCUGCGUCGCCCGUCACGAAGAAGCCUUCCCCACAUAUUCCCAAGGGCGUGACGACUUCACAAGGGGCGCAGAUAGGGGCGCAAUGGAACGAGAAGUCGCAGCAGGCCUUGGAAGCUGUACUGGCGCGGACCGAGGACAAGUGGUACCAGUCUUCUGGCAAGAUCAUACCUAAGCGGCCGUCGCCGGAAUGGGCAGAGAUUCUCCAGGCGUGCGAAGGCAUCAUCGCUUUCGACGCCGUUCUGUGCAGAGGACCACGCCAUGACCCAAGCAAGGCGUACGUCAGAGACGCGACUGCAGAUGGCGCACCCCAUCCAUCCUCGUUCCUGCGGCCUACAGUAGCCACUGUAGCGCUAGGUCCGUCUGGCUGCGAGACAUGCCACUCCUCUCCAGAAGGCCCGGCAGUGUUUGGCGACUCCAGUCCGUCGCAUCAUCCGCUACUCAGUCCGGUACCACUUCAUGGGUCCUCCGUACGCGCCGCGCAAAUACCACACACUCUCGACGGAUCCGCCCCUCCACCUCUCAUAGUGCGAUGCGAGGACUGCCUGAAAGGACGCUGGUGCGAGAGAUGUCACAAGUGGUGGGACGAGAACUGCUACACUGGAUCGGUCACCGCCCAACGUACGGAACUACAGCAGACGGAGCUCACCGAGAGCUUCAAACCCGACGGGACCAGCCAACUGCUCCCCAAGCAAACCAUCAAGGUACAUAUGGGCCUCUGCGUGGAACACUGUCUCCGUGAGGAAAUGAUGGCCGGAGCCGGUAGCGACGGGAUGUGGGGAUGA